This is a messenger RNA of Closterium sp. NIES-65, 837 nucleotides long. The record is from the annotation of a GenBank genome assembly. Lineage: Eukaryota; Viridiplantae; Streptophyta; Zygnematophyceae; Desmidiales; Closteriaceae.
AUGUCUGGCGCCUCUGCCGCCCUUGCUGCCGAUGGUGACAGUACUGUUCGCUCACAGUGGACCACACGCGAUGCUACUACCCGUCUUGCUGUGCGUAGUCACCUGCCGUCCUCUGAGCGCGCGAACUUUAGUCAGUACAAGAGUGCUAAGACCUUGGACCACUUCCUCUCUAUUUGCCCCACCACACUCACCGUUGACCUCCCCGAGGAGCGCCUCCUUGCAGCUGAGAAGAGCAUAGUCGCUGUAGGAGCCUCUCUUGGUGACCCUCGUGCCCCCUUCUUUGAGGGGUGCUCCCCCGUUCCCCUUUUGCCCUCUGUUGCCUCUGCUGCUGCUGUCGACCUUGUUGGCACCGAGUCGGUCGGUGAUGCGUCUGCCCCUAGCGGGAGACGCCGCAACGGCAAGGGCACUGGAGGAGCUGGCGGGGGCGGUGGUGGUGGCGGUGGAGGCGGCGAAGGGGGUGGGGGUGGCGGUGGGAGUGGUGGCGGGGGUGGGGGCUCCGGUGGCGGCGGUGGAGGCGGAGGCGGCGGCGGCGGCGGUGGCGGUGGGAGCGGAGGAGCAGGCGGUGGAGGCGGUGGCGGCGGCGGUGGUGGAGCUGGUCGGGGUGGCUCUGUGCAGCGGGGAGGCUUCGGUGGUGGUCAGCGCCAGCAGCAGCGCACUCGUGAGACCCCGCCCCCCCAGCAACUUCGUGAGUGGUAUGCUACGCGUCAGCAGGGUGGGGGUGCUGGUCCCUGUGCCUACGUCCUGCGUACCGGCGACCGAACUGGUGAGCCGUGCGGCGGCCCGCACACCACCGCACUUCGGCCGCCUGACAAACGCCUGGCGUCUCCAGUUCCCUGA